AUGCCUCAAAAGUCCAGUAAAGCGGGGAAUAACCCUCCAGCUAACCCGCAGCCUGCUGUUCAACCGGUCCCCUCGCCCCGCGGUGACUCUUCUCCCCCGGAGAACACCUGCGCCGCGCCGGCUCCCGCCGCGGAGUUCAGCCAGCUCAAGACGGAACUGCUCUCCGCUCUUCGCAAUGAUGUUGCGGCUAUAUUUAAGACAGAGCUACAAGCAACAUUGACUACAGUUAUGGGGAUGGAGCAGUCUCUCUCCAACUGUUCAGACGACAUCGUUGCUCUUCAGAAGAAAGUUGAUCACUUGUCGAAAGAAUGUGUGAGGCUGGAAGACAGGCGCGAGGAUUUGGAGUCAAGGUCUCGUCGUCAGAACAUACGGAUUAUUGGUGUCCCGGAGGAGGAUCCUGAUUCUUCAUCUGCAGCCGGUGUGUCCAAACUCUUAUCAGAAGCCUUCGCCCUUGACGCGGAGCCGCUGAUUGACAGGGCUCACCGUACUCUCAUGCCAAAGCCCAAGCCCGGUGACCGUCCCCGCGCUAUAGUGGCCAAGCUUCAUUAUUACACGGACUGCGCUGAUAUCCUCAGAAAGGCGAGAGAGCGGCAGCGGAUAAAGGUUCGGAAUAUGACCAUCUCCGUCUUCCCGGAUCACACCGCUAAGACAGCGCGGGCUCGCGCUGCCUUUAAUGAUGUGCGGCGUCAGCUGCGGGAGAUUGAAGGAUUUCGGAUCCAGGACCGGGAUCAGAACCAGGAUCAGAACCAGGACCAGGAUCAGAUCCAGGACCGGGAUCAGAACCAGGACCGGGAUCAGAACCAGAACCAGGACCAGGAGUCCAGCAGGACCAAAGCGGACUCUUCCUCCGCUGGUCUGCAGAAACAUAAAGCCAAAGAGAGAAAAAAUAGGAGGGAUAAAGUCCUCGCCACUUCACCAGGUCUGAAGGUCCGAAAGAGGAUUCAUACUGAAGAGAAGCCGCACACCUGUGAUCAGUGUGGGCGAGCUUUUACCACGUCAAGUAUUUUAAGGCGUCAUCAGCGUAUCCACACUGGAGAAAAGCCGUACAAAUGUGAUCAGUGUGGGGCAGCUUUUACCCAACAAGGUAGUCUAAUGAGUCAUCAGCGUAUUCACACUGGAGAAAAGCCGUACAAAUGUGAUCAGUGUGGGGCAGCUUUUACCUUGUCAGGUCAUCUAAGGAAUCAUCAGCAUAUUCACACUGGAUUUAAGCCUUACAGAUGUGAUCAGUGUGAGGCAGCUUUUACCCGACAAGGUAAUCUAAGGCGUCAUCAGUGUAUUCACACUGGAUUUAAGCCUUACAGAUGUGAUCAGUGUGGGGCAGCUUUUACCCGACAAGGUCAUCUAAGGCGCCAUCAGCGUAUUCACACUGGAUUUAAGCCAUACAGAUGUGAUCAGUGUGAGGCAGCUUUUACCCGACAAGGUAGUCUAAGGAUUCAUCAGUGUAUUCACACUGGGGAUAAGCCUUACAGAUGUGAUCAGUGUGGGGCAGCUUUUACCCGACAAGGUGAUCUAAGGAGUCAUCAGCGUAUUCACACUGGGGAUAAGCCUUACAGAUGUGAUCAGUGUGGGGCAGCUUUUACCAAACAAGGUAAUCUAAGGAGUCAUCAGUGUGUCCACACUGGUGAUAAGCCGUACAGAUGUGAUCAGUGUGGGGCAGCUUUUACCCAACAAGGUCAUCUAAGGAGUCAUCAGCGUAUUCACACUGGGGAUAAGCCUUACAAAUGUGAUCAGUGUAGGGCAGCUUUUACCCGACAAGAUAGUCUAAGGAUUCAUCAGUGUAUUCACACUGGGGAUAAGCCUUACAGAUGUGAUCAGUGUGGGGCAGCUUUUACCCGACGAAGUAGUCUAAGGAGUCAUCAGCGUAUUCACACUGGGGAUAAGCCUUACAGAUGUGAUCAGUGUGGGGCAGCUUUUACCGAACAAGGUAGUCUAAGGAGUCAUCAGCGUAUUCACACUGGGGAUAAGCCUUACAGAUGUGAUCAGUAUGGGGCAGCUUUUACCCAACGAGGUAGUCUAAGGCGUCAUCAGCGUAUUCACACCAGAUAAAAAAUUGUCUGUGAUCAGCGUGGGGCAGCUUUUACUUGGAGAGCUCAGUUAAAGGUGCCAAUUUAGACAUGUUAUGUUGUUCUGAGAAAAAAAGAAAUCUGGAGUUUUGUUUUCAGUUUUAACUGAAAAAUGUGUUUAAAUUAGAUUCUUUAUCAGUUUAUGUUCCAUUGUUACAUCAUUUAAAUAAAAAAGUUCUUUGUUUGCCUGCUGGAUUUCAGUUUCCUGCUCACUGCAAUCUCACAACAAGACAUCAUUGUCAGAAUAUUAGAAAAGACUCACAGUAGUGCGUUUUUCAUGUGAUUUUUAUCACCAUACGUAUUAUUAAUGCUGGAUAUAAAUUCCCUCUGGACCUGAAAUAAUUCUAAAAUGACACCAUGACAUCUGUAUUUCGUUCAGCUGAUUCACACUAGAUAAGUGAAAUCUAUGUUGUACUGCCCUCAUUCUGUUGAACAAUUCCUUUUAUUUAACACUACAUUUUAAUAUUGAGUCAAAAGCAACUGAGCAGACACUUAAGCAUUAGAUUUCAGUGACUACCAUGUCACAAUCUGAAAAGGGACCAAAUGAAUAAAAAAAGCAUUAUUGCCAUACAGUUUGUUUUAAGUUACUAUGCUAACGGUAAACUUAAUGGUAAAUGUAAUCAGAGCUUAAGUCCUCCGACAGUAAACUGAAUCUCUCUCACUUAAGACACAAAUGUAAUGUGCUUUUGUUAAACAAUAUUUUUGUGUUAAAAUGUUUUGAUUCAUGUCCCUAUAUUGUAUGUCCUAAUAUGUCAGGAGGGGAUCUUUCAGGUUGUGUUUUUAAUAAAACUGAAAA
Messenger RNA from Cololabis saira (Pacific saury), 2859 nucleotides. RefSeq names its product zinc finger protein ZFP2-like. The transcript has 4 exons. Gene Ontology annotation, molecular function: chromatin insulator sequence binding. The record is from RefSeq and is a predicted model, not a curated record. Gene Ontology annotation, biological process: regulation of transcription by RNA polymerase II. Lineage: Eukaryota; Metazoa; Chordata; Actinopteri; Beloniformes; Belonidae. Gene Ontology annotation, cellular component: chromosome. Bases 1 to 2046 code for a protein of 681 amino acids.